AUGCCUCCUCACACUAGGUCCCCCAGCUCGCCGAGCCUGCGCGAUCCCCCCAAGCAGGCCCUGGACGAGCUCCUUCUCUCUCGACCUUCGAUGUCUCAUCCGAAAUCUUCUCCCUCUCAUGCAUCCGUUCGCCGAUUUUCCACCCGCCGUCUUCGGCCCUCCGUCGCGUCAAUAGCAGACAUUUUUGUCGGCUCGCUGGUCCUGGCAGGUUUCUGCCAUGAGCACACCCCACGACACCGGAGCCUGUCCACAAUCCCCAUGAACAUGUCCGAGAAAUGUCUUCAAAGAUAUCGGGGCAAAGGUGUGACCUACCAUGGACAACACUCGGCCGGCAGACGUUGGGAGAAUACGGGAUGCUCGGUGCAGUCAUCGCGAGCCCGAUCAUGGCUGAGCACUGCUCUUUUACCAGCAGAAGAGCAGUCUCCUGCACAAAAUUACACAAAAUCUAUAGAGUCGCAACAGCGUGGGGGGAGUAAAGAUGGUGUGCGAUCUGUUUCAAGAGAAGCCGCAGACGAAGAACCACCUCGACAGAAUUGGCCGCGGUUGCUCGACUCAGCAACAGAUACAGAGAGCCCGGCAAACCAGUCAAAAGAAAUGUCUUUAAUCACACUGUCCUCGGACUCGAAAUUGUCCUCAGACCCUGAAAGUGGAGAAGGUCUCUCAUACGACCAAAAGAUGUAUUUUUUGAAUUCGAACCUUUACCGGAAGAUUCUAGGGGAUCAUUACGACUGGUCGGAGCCCAUGGACAUCGUUUUCCCGAAAGAUCGAGUACACCCGAAACGAGAAAUGAAUGGCUCCGCGGAUGAAACGGAUACCUACCACAGGCUGUCGGUUGCAAAACUGAUUCAUGUGCUGCUUCACGACAAAUCCCCGUCCACCUCAUACCUCUUUCGCCUGUAUAGAGAUAUUCCUGCGCCGGGUAUUGCGAAACUCCCCAGAAAGAUUCGCGGACAGCUCUUGCGGGUUUUUGCAAACACUCCAAAUCGACGAUGGUCCGAUGCCCGUCGCUACCUUGCGCUGGUACAAGACAUGAUUGCAUCGGAAAAAAGUAUGUCCCGUUCGAUGUGGACUUCCGCGGUACACUUUGCCAGUCGGGGAAGUGGCAGUGGCAGGGUUUUGAAGCGAGAUCUUGUGCGCGCGAUUGGUGUCUGGCAGCAGAUGGAACAUGUGGCUGGAAUUGAAGCAGACGACGUCGUUUUCAACAUCUUAUAUGAUACUGCCAUCAAGGCUGGCCAAUUCACGGUUGCCGAUCGACUCGAGAAGGAGAUGAAAAGACGCAAAGUCGACUUCACUCGCUUUGGACUAGUUGCUAAGAUUUCCUCUGCUGGCGUGCGAAAAGACUUGAAUGGCAUUACCGAAAACUUUCAGAAGUUCGUCAAGGCUGGUGAUCUUGUCGAUACUGUCGUGUUGAACAGUUUGUGCUCUGCGUUUAUUCGAGCGGGCGAUCCAUCUGCCGCGGAGCAGUUGUAUGGCCGCAUGAUCGAAGCACAAAAAGCCAAACUGGGCAGCGAUCGCUCAGUCACAGCCGAUGCAGGUCGUGUCGUGUUUGAACACGCCCUUUUUUCGGAGUUUUCUAAAUAUCGGGCCAACAGCAGGGCGUUUGGCGACUUUCUGAAGAAAUCCCAAGCUCUCAAGCACCGCCUCCCUGAGCAUCACCGGGCUCUUCAGGACUCUAUUCCGAUCACUCCAGACACACGCACUUUCUACAUCUUUCUACGAUAUUACGCACGCCAAAGUGGUCAGUUCGAUAAGUUCAUGUCAGUUCUUCGCGACAUGGAAAAUGCUUUCGCCGUGCCUCCCCACCAGAUCGUCUAUAUGACGCUUUUUGAAGGAUUCUCUAUCCAUGGCCUUCAGAAGAAGUCCUGGUCUGCUGAAAGACUUCGCCUAGUUUGGCACGCGUACCUACGGGCAUUGCGAACUUCAAAGGUGAGACUAGAUGCACAGCAACGGCACAGGCGUCCACAAAAAAUGUCAUGGGAGAACCCUCUGGCCAAGACAAUGCAUCUGGAUGAUGAACUUGACGAGGCGAUAGCCGAUGUAUCCGAUGAGUUCUACAUGCAUCUACCCUCAGCGAGUGGGGCUCAGCCAGACUCUGAACCUCAGCCCAGAAGGCCUGAUGAGUUUACAGAGCUUGAUAUGGCUGAUGGAAACGGCCUCGGCAUGGAUUGUGAAGUCUACGAACAGCCACAGGAUGGCAACUCUCUCGAAACAGACUUUGAGAUUGCUCGAGACGAGUUCUCCAUCUCUGAAUUACCACGCCCUGAUCCAAUCAGCAUUCGCACACACCAACCUGACGACCUCGACAAGUAUCUGGAGAAUGGGGUUUUUGUGGGCCGCAAGAUGAUUGUUGUUAUUUUGCGUGCAUUUGGUGCCUGCUAUGGACCAAAAGAGGUCAUGGAGGCUUGGCUGCAGCUGGAGCGACUUUGGCACCCUCAUCAUCGCAAGGCUGCCGAUGUGCUCGCUGUCAAAGAGGAGCUCGACAAGCAGAUGUCGAAGGGUCCUCGCCCCAAUGUAACAUAA
This is a messenger RNA of Penicillium canariense, 2520 nucleotides long. Its product is annotated as pentatricopeptide repeat protein. Gene Ontology annotation, molecular function: protein binding. The coding region runs from base 1 to 2520 and encodes 839 amino acids. Lineage: Eukaryota; Fungi; Ascomycota; Eurotiomycetes; Eurotiales; Aspergillaceae. The transcript has a single exon. The record is from RefSeq and is a predicted model, not a curated record.